UCAUGUCGGCAUCACAAGUGACGUCAUGAGCAUGCGCAAUUGUCCAGCGCCAUCUUUGUGACUCUUUGUGACUUGUUUACGUUUUGUGUGUGUCCACGUGCGCUUUAACUGGAGUUCUUGUAUUGUUUUUUUCGUCGCGAAUAUCACUAUGGUUAUUUGUUGUGUAAUUGGGUGUAAUGCUAGUUCACUCAAGAACAAAGGAACCUCAUUUUUUAAAAUUCCCGGCAUUAUUUCUCAUCAAGGAUCCCAAACUGAAGAGCUUUCACGACGAAGACAAUCUGCAUGGCUCUCGAGAAUUAACCGGAAAAAUUUCAAUACGGAUAAAGUGAAUAUCAAUACAAGAGUUUGUCAGAAACAUUUCAUUAAAGGAAAACCUUCCUCAUUGUAUGAUGAGUCAUCACCAGACUGGGUGCCAACAUUAUACAUGGGGUAUGAGAGUGACCACAACUUAACUGCAAAUCAGGAGCGUUAUGAAAGAGCACGUAAUCGCAAGAUACAACGAGUGGCCUUAGAAGCUGAAACUCCUAAGGCAGCUGAAGCUUGCACCCAACCUCCUACUGUUAAAGAUGCAGAGAUCUCAACAACUGCAGAAAUGCAAGAAGCAGAGCCUUUAAAAUCUAAUGCAUGGGUACAAACUACAUCUUUAGUUGAAACUGUCACUUGUCAGACUGAAUUUAAAGCUAAAGAUAUAGAAAGCUUGCAAUUUGAGUGUGCAAACUUGAAAACUGAAGUAUUAUUAUUAAAAAAAACAUAUGUUCUUAAUGAAGAGUUUUUUGAAGGUGAUGACAACAAGGUUCAUUUUUUUAGUGGACUGAGCAAUUUUAAAUUGCUAUCAUUGAUACUGAACCUUUGUCGUAAACAGAUUGAUCAUCCAAAUUCCAGAAAAUUAACUCCUUUUCAAGAGAUGAUAGUAUGUUUGAUGAGACUUCGCUUAAAUUUAAGUCUGGAAGAUUUGGCUUACAGAUUUAAUAUUUCAAAAGCAACAAUAUGCCGAAUCUUUGACAAGUGGCUGCACAUUUUAUACAUCAGGUUAAGCAGAUUGAUUGUUUGGCCUGAGAGAGAUGUGCUGCAAAAAACUAUGCCCAAAGAAUUUAAAAAAACUAUUGGCAAUAAGAUUGCAGUAAUAAUAGACUGUUUUGAGCUUUUUAUUGAACGGCCUUCGUCAUUAGAUGCUCGCUAUUUGACAUGGUCCCAGUAUAAGCACCAUAACACAGUAAAGUUUUUAAUAGGUGUUACUCCUCAAGGAUCUGUGUCUUUUAUAUCAGAACCUUGGGGAGGAAGGGUUAGUGACAAACACCUAACCGAACAUUCUGGGUUGCUUAAAUAUUUACUGCCUGGAGAUUUAGUGCUAGCAGACAGAGGUUUUAACAUUACAGAUAGUAUUGGAAUUACUGGAGCACAGCUAGCAGUUCCUGCAUUUACCAGAGGUAAACAACAACUCUCUGCAUUGGAAGUAGCAGAAAGCAGAAAGAUGUCUCAUUUGAGAAUCCAUGUGGAGCGAGUAAUCGGUCGCAUUAAAAAUAAUUUUAAAAUUCUAGAGUCAACAUUGCCAAUUGAGCAUGUGACACUAAAGGGACAUGACAGUGUCACAUCAAUAGAAAAGAUUGUACAUGUUAGUUGUGCUUUAAUAAAUUUAUGUAAUAGUGUUGUGCCAUUUGAAUAAAAUCAAGUUUACACUGUGUAAUGUUUUAAUAAAUCUUUAUUUACAAUUUCAGUCUAUUGUUUUGAAUACCAACGUGCUGUCAGUUCUGGUAAUAUACAUAAUUUGAAAAAAUUUCUUGCUUUUUCAAUGAUGCUA
Messenger RNA from Centruroides sculpturatus (bark scorpion), 1798 nucleotides. RefSeq lists its product as uncharacterized. NCBI's taxonomy places the organism in Eukaryota, Metazoa, Arthropoda, Arachnida, Scorpiones, Buthidae. Bases 149 to 1663 code for a protein of 504 amino acids. The transcript has 2 exons. The record is from RefSeq and is a predicted model, not a curated record.